This is a messenger RNA of Portunus trituberculatus (swimming crab), 2366 nucleotides long. It is a transcript of the gene CCT3, whose product is annotated as T-complex protein 1 subunit gamma-like. Gene Ontology annotation, cellular component: chaperonin-containing T-complex. Gene Ontology annotation, biological process: protein folding. The coding region runs from base 104 to 1753 and encodes 549 amino acids. The record is from RefSeq and is a predicted model, not a curated record. Gene Ontology annotation, molecular function: ATP-dependent protein folding chaperone; ATP binding; ATP hydrolysis activity. The transcript is spliced from 11 exons. NCBI's taxonomy places the organism in Eukaryota, Metazoa, Arthropoda, Malacostraca, Decapoda, Portunidae.
UCUUACCACUUGAGUUGGCACCACUGCUCCUCUUCUCACCCUCCCUGAACCCUCGUGGCUGACACACACUCCUAGGCACAACUGUUCACAUUUAUCCACCAAAAUGCUCGGAGGAGGCCAGCCCAUCAUAGUUCUGAACCAGAACACCAAGAGGGAAUGUGGAAGGAAGGUGCAGCUCCAGAACAUCAACGCUGGCAAGAUGAUUGCCGACGUGAUCCGCACCUGCCUGGGUCCGCGGUCCAUGCUGAAGAUGCUGAUGGACCCGAUGGGGGGGGUGGUGAUGACAAACGAUGGAAACGCAAUCUUGAGAGAGAUCACUGUGCAACACCCAGCGGCCAAACACAUGAUUGAAAUAGCUAGGACACAGGACGAGGAGGUGGGUGACGGGACCAGCAGCGUGGUGAUCCUGGCUGGUGAGAUGCUGGCGGUGGCGGAGCAGUACCUGGAACAGAACAUGCACCCUCUGGUCAUCAUACAGGCGUACAGACAGGCACUCGACGACGCCCUGGAGGCACUCAGAGACACCCUGAGCACCCCCAUAGACCUGAACAACGAGGCACAUAUGACGGAGGUGGUCCAGUCCUGCAUUGGCACUAAAUUUCUGGGCCAGUAUGGGAAUCUGGCCUGCAAGAUGGCCCUCAGUGCUGUGCGGACCGUGGCUGUCACAGACUCCGCCACGGGACGCAGGGAGAUCGACGUCAAGAAGUGGGCCAGGAUUGAGAAGAUCCCCGGAGGAACCAUCGAGGAGAGCUGUGUCCUUGACGGAAUCAUGAUAAACAAGGAUGUGACACACGCCAAAAUGAAGCGUCGUAUUGAGAACCCCCGUAUUGUGCUGCUGGAUUGCCCUUUGGAGUACAAGAAGGGAGAGAGUCAGACCUCCGUGGAGAUGACCGCCGAGACUGACUUUACCAGGCUCCUACAAAUCGAGGAAGAACAUGUAAAGGAACUGUGCGCGGACAUCCUUGCCCUGCGACCUGACUUAGUGAUCACCGAGAAGGGCGUAAGUGACCUGGCGCAGCACUACCUGGUGAAGGCCGGGGUCACCUGUCUGCGGAGGGUCAAGAAGAGCGACAACAACAGGCUGGCCAGGGCGUGCGGGGCAACCAUUUGCAACAGAACUGAGGAACUGAAGGAGGAGGAUGUCGGGACGCAGGCUGGGCUGUUUGAGGUCAAGAAGAUUGGUGAUGAGUACUUUAGCUUCAUCACCAAGUGUCAAGACCCCAAAGCCUGCACUGUGCUGCUCAGAGGACCCAGCAAGGAUAUUCUCAAUGAGGUGGAGAGGAACCUGCAGGACGCACUGGGGGUGGCCCGGAACCUUGCCUUGGAGCCCUGCCUGGUGCCUGGGGGGGGUGCUGUGGACAUGGCUGUGUCUCACGUCCUGCAGCAGAAGGCUAAACAGCUCUCUGGGGUCAAGCAGUGGCCCUAUCAGGCACUUGCAAUGGCACUCGAGGUAAUCCCUCGCACCCUGGCUCAGAACUGUGGCGCCAACAUUAUCCGUGUGUUGACCGCCCUGCGCGCCAAACACGCCUCUGGGGGGACCUCCUUCGGGGUGGACGGAGAGACAGGGGAGGUGACAGACAUGGCCAAGAUCAAGAUUUGGGAACCCCUGGCGGUGAAGGAGCAGGUGUACAAGACAGCUGUGGAGACCGCGGUGUUGCUGCUGCGCAUUGAUGACAUCGUGUCUGGAUCUAAGAAGAAGGACGCGGGUGAGGGGGGCGCGGCUCCCCCUCCUAAUAUGGGCGGCAUGGAGUGAGGGGGGGGCGGCAACUGCUGAAAAAAUAAUGGUUAAUUUUAAAAUAUUGGGAAUUAUUUGUCUAGCUCCCCCCCCCACAGACACACAGACAGACAGACAGAUAGACAGACACACAGACAGGCGGACAGGCAGAUAGACAGGCAGGCACAGACACACAGACAAGUGGACAGACAGAUAGACAGACAGACAGAUAGACAGACACACAGACAGACAGAUAGAUAGACAGACAGACACACAGACAGACAGACAGACACGUGAAACACUUAUAUAUUAAAAUUUAAUUAAUAUGUACUUCUUAACAGACAGACAGACAGACAGACAGACUCGUGGAACUUCACAUAUUAAGACAGACAGACAGACAGACAGACAAUUUGAUACAUACACGCAUACACACACCAAAAUUCCGUAAAAACACUCCUAAACACCAAAAAAAAAACUUAAAACACCCUAAAAAAUUUAAUCUUUUUUUUAUAUAUACAGACAGACAGACAGACAGACGCGCAUUCACAAUUGCUAUUAAACAAUUUUUUUAUUAUUAUUAUUGUAACGCUUGUCAGUCAGUAAUAAAGAAUUAAAAGAAAAAAAAAGAUUAAAAAUAUUCCAAUCCUUUUAA